Molecule: messenger RNA, 4400 nt
Organism: Octodon degus (degu)
Lineage: Eukaryota; Metazoa; Chordata; Mammalia; Rodentia; Octodontidae
Gene: Pde4a
Product: phosphodiesterase 4A
Exons: 15
Coding region: 202-2745 (847 amino acids)
Biological process (GO): signal transduction
Cellular component (GO): nucleus; perinuclear region of cytoplasm; cytosol
Molecular function (GO): 3',5'-cyclic-AMP phosphodiesterase activity
Source: RefSeq, a predicted model, not a curated record
GAGCAGACAGGAAAGCAAGGCGCCCGGCCCGGGGGCGAUCGGCCCGCAGCGCCCCCGGGUCUGUCCCCGGGGCGCCAUGGCCCCACUGAGGCCGGGCGCACCCGCGGGGCUCCGGGCGCGUCGGCUGGCGCGCAGCUGAGUAGGGUGCAGCCUGUAAAGGCCGGGGCCACCCCCGGGGCGCUGGUUAGGGGGACCGGCGUUAUGGAGCCCCCGGCCGCCACUUCGGAGAGGAGCCUGUCUCUAUCUCUGCCCGGGCCCCGGGAGGGCCAAGCCACCCUCAAGCCGCCCCCCCAGCACCUGUGGCGGCAGCCGCGGACCCCGAUCCGUAUCCAGCAGCGCGGCUACUCCGACAGCGCGGAGCGCUCGGAGCCCGAGCGGCCGCCACACCGGCCCAUAGAGCGCGCCGACGCCGUGGACACCAGCGACCGGCCCGGACUGCGCACGACCCGCAUGUCCUGGCCUUCGUCCUUCCAUGGCACUGGCACAACCAGCGGCAGCGCGGGCGGAGGCAGCGGCAGGCGCUUUGAUGCAGAAAAUGGGCCGACACCAUCCCCCGGACGCAGCCCCCUGGACUCGCAGGCGAGCCCGGGCCUCGUGCUGCACGCCGGGGCAGCCACCAGCCAGCGCCGGGAGUCCUUCCUCUAUCGCUCCGACAGUGACUAUGACAUGUCACCCAAGACCAUGUCCCGCAACUCGUCAGUCACCAGCGAGGCGCACGCGGAGGACCUCAUUGUAACGCCCUUUGCCCAGGUGCUGGCCAGUCUCCGCAGCGUCCGAAGCAACUUCUCGCUCCUGACCAAUGUGCCCAUUCCCAGCCACAAGCGGUCCCCACUGGGAGGCCCCGCCCUCGUCUGCAAGGCCACUCUGUCAGAGGAGACAUGUCAGCAGCUGGCCCGGGAGACCUUGGAGGAGCUGGACUGGUGCCUGGAGCAGUUGGAGACCAUGCAGACUUACCGCUCUGUCAGCGAGAUGGCCUCACAUAAGUUCAAGAGGAUGCUGAACCGUGAGCUCACACACCUGUCAGAAAUGAGCAGGUCGGGCAACCAGGUCUCAGAGUACAUCUCCACUACAUUCCUGGACAAACAGAAUGAAGUGGAGAUCCCAUCACCCACAAUGAAAGACCGAGAGCCCCAGGAAGCACCUCGACAGAAGCCCUCCCAGCCGCUUCCACCCCCGGUGCCACAUCUGCAGCCCAUGUCACAGAUUACGGGAGUGAAGAGACUGUUACACAGCAGCAGCCUGAACAAUGCCAGCAUCCCCCGCUUUGGGGUGAAGACUGAUCAGGAGGAGCUCCUGGCCCAAGAGCUGGAGAACUUAAGCAAGUGGGGCCUGAACAUCUUCUGCGUGUCGGACUACGCCGGAGGCCGCUCGCUGAGCUGUAUCAUGUACACAAUAUUCCAGGAGCGGGACUUGCUGAAGAAAUUUCGCAUCCCUGUGGACACCAUGGUGACAUACAUGCUGACACUGGAGGACCACUACCAUGCCGACGUGGCCUACCACAACAGCCUGCACGCGGCUGACGUGCUGCAGUCUACCCACGUACUGCUGGCCACGCCUGCCCUGGACGCGGUGUUCACAGACUUGGAGAUUCUGGCAGCCCUCUUCGCAGCCGCUAUCCAUGAUGUGGACCACCCUGGGGUCUCGAACCAGUUCCUCAUCAAUACAAAUUCUGAGCUGGCGCUCAUGUACAACGACGAGUCGGUGCUCGAGAACCACCACCUGGCUGUAGGCUUCAAGCUGCUGCAGGAAGGGAAUUGUGACAUCUUCCAGAACCUCAACAAGCGCCAGCGGCAGAGCCUGCGCAAGAUGGUCAUCGACAUGGUGCUGGCCACGGACAUGUCCAAGCACAUGACGCUCCUAGCUGACCUGAAGACCAUGGUGGAAACCAAGAAGGUGACGAGCUCGGGAGUUCUCUUACUGGACAACUACUCCGACCGCAUCCAGGUCCUUCGGAACAUGGUGCACUGCGCAGACCUCAGCAACCCCACUAAGCCGCUAGAGCUGUACCGCCAGUGGACGGACCGCAUCAUGGCUGAGUUCUUCCAGCAGGGCGACCGAGAACGAGAGCGGGGCAUGGAGAUCAGUCCCAUGUGUGAUAAGCACACGGCCUCCGUGGAGAAGUCACAGGUGGGUUUCAUCGACUACAUCGUGCACCCGCUGUGGGAGACAUGGGCGGACCUGGUGCACCCAGAUGCGCAGGACAUCCUGGACACGCUGGAGGACAACCGGGACUGGUACUACAGCGCCAUCCGGCAGAGCCCGUCCCCACCGCCCGAGGAGGAGCCCGGCAGGCCAGGCCACCCUGCCCCACCCGAUAAGUUCCAGUUUGAGCUGACCCUGGAGGAGGAAGAGGAGGAGGAGGCAUCCCUAGCCCAGGAUUCUUUGGAAGCUCGGGGGGCCUUCGGGGAGGAGCCCAUCAAGGUCAAGGGCCCGGAGGCCGAGACUGGGCAUUUGCCUCGGGCUUUGGGCGUGGUGUGCGCUGCUCCCGCGGAACAGGAGGAAUCCGUGGGUGCUGGAAGUUGCGACCUGAUCCUUGAAAGCCCCGAUCUGCCUGCCUGGAGGACCCAGUCCACGCCAGAGGAGUCCCCGGGCCCCCCGGGCCUCCCCUCCACGGCGGCCGAGGUGGGGGCCCAGAGAGACCAACGGGCUGCCACGAGGGCGUGCGGCGCCUGCGCGGGGACAUCGGGGGAGGACCCAGCCCUGCUGGUUCCAGGCGGGCAGGAGUCGGGUGGGGACCCUCCCUGAGCCGCAGCCUGGUCGCCCCUCCGCCCGUGUCCCCCAACCCCUGCCGACCACCUCCUCUGCUGCCUCAAAGACUCUUGACCCUCUGGAGAAAAGAGAAAACAGAAAAGUUGGGGUUUUUCUCUUUUCUUUUUUUCCCCUAUUCCCCUUCCCCCACCCAUGGGGCCUUUUUUUGGAGGUGGGGGUUGGGGAGAGAGAGGGCGAGGUCCCAGAACGGAUUUUAUUUUUUAAAUUUUAAUUGUAACGUUUUUAGAAAAAGAACAAAAAUAAGGAAAAAAAAAAAAAAAAGAUGAAACACAGCAACUGUAGAUGCCCCCCAACACCCCUACUCCCGGUUCCUCAUUUGACACCUCCAAGCCCCUCUCCUCCCCACACACACCCACAGGUCCCAGCCUUCGUCUUCCGGCCCCUGUCCACUGAGGUUUAGGGGAGCUCCGGCGCCCAGCCAGAAUAGCCAUCUCGGGCAGGGCCGGCGGCGGGGGGCUGCUGCGGCCGCCGUGCUCCCUUCCCCACCGAGUCUUCCGCCUCAUUUUGCACAAGCCUAGCCAUAUGGGGGUCGGUGGAGCUGCUUGCUGGAGGGCGCGGGGAGCAGCGGUCUCCAGGCCGACAGCCAGAGCCAGCCUUGAGGCUGCAGAGGGGUGUGACCCCCUCGGCCCCCCACCUCCCUCCCCGGCUCCUUCUGGGUCUCUGAAUUUUCCAGCUUGUGUCGGAGGCUUGGGGCUCCUGUGGCGCCCGCCUCCUCCCUGCUGCUUCUCCUCUCGUUUCUGCCUUAAGGACCUCCUGGCCAGAGGAGACGGCGCAGAGGCCCUGCCUGCGCCUUGGGUAGGACCCUGGCACCCGCGCCCCCCUGGCUCCCACGCCCGACCCCCCACCUCACCCCCACCUCUUUGCCCUAGGAGGAAGCAAUAACGGUGUGCACCCACAUCCCCCAUCUGGGGCACCCCUCCCUGCCCGUGUCCCUCUCUAGACCCUGAGCAAUACGGCAGACAGAUGAAGGCCAUCUCCAAGCCACGGGGGGCCGUUGGAAAGGAGAGACACCCCCCCCCCCCCCCCCCCCCGUCCCUGUGCCCCUCGACCUGCCUCUGCGGCUGGGCCAGGCCGACCUAGCGUUUGUUUCCUCACCCCCCCCCAUUCUGAGCACACGGUACUGUAGCCCCCACUUCUCCCAUCUGUCUGUGCCCGAUGGCCCGCACCCCAUACCGCUGUACAGGGUUCAUUUUUGUAGAGAACGUAGUUUCUUUCUGUCCCAGCCCAUGGCCCAGAGGGGUCUUUUUCCUUUUUGUACAUACUGUAAGGUUGGUUUGUAAAUUAUUCUCCAAAGGCAAAAAGGGAACAUCAGCUCGCCCUACCCUGCCGACCCAGCCAGGAAGGGAGGUGAGGAAGCCUGACCCCUGCUGUAUUAUACAAACUGUACCAUAGUCCCAGGAAGGUUGGGCUCAUUGAGGUGUAGGGGACGUUGUGACAUCCCAGGGAUGGGAGCCUUGCACACCCGGCCGCCUCUGCCUUCCCAGAUGGGGGGCACUGGCCAGGUGACUCCACCCCAUCAGUCCCCCAAGCCACGAGCUGCUCGCGCGUUCCCCCUUUCACUCGAUCCGUCGGUCCCUCGAUCGAUAAUCAACUCUUUAAUCUUGUCACCAAUUAAACCGAGGCUUUCACCG